This is a messenger RNA of Pundamilia nyererei, 6957 nucleotides long. It is a transcript of the gene gli3, whose product is annotated as GLI family zinc finger 3. The record is from RefSeq and is a predicted model, not a curated record. The transcript is spliced from 16 exons. The coding region runs from base 479 to 5317 and encodes 1612 amino acids. Gene Ontology annotation, molecular function: DNA-binding transcription factor activity, RNA polymerase II-specific; RNA polymerase II cis-regulatory region sequence-specific DNA binding. Gene Ontology annotation, biological process: regulation of transcription by RNA polymerase II; smoothened signaling pathway. Gene Ontology annotation, cellular component: nucleus. Lineage: Eukaryota; Metazoa; Chordata; Actinopteri; Cichliformes; Cichlidae.
GUCCCACACUUCGCCCUCACUCUCUCUCUCUCUCUCUCCCUCUUCCCGAAAAAAAAAACCGCUCUAAAUGUAAUAACAACUCUCCAUGCGCUUCUCUGACGCUUAUGUUGUUUUUACGCACAUCUGCGGUCUGCUAUCGGCAGAUAUUAUCGGCAGGCUGAUGGUGUUAGUCCGGCGGUGGUUGAACACAGCAAACUGUGAGAAGGAGGAGAAAGACAGACAAGAGGAAAAAGUCUGGCAGCGCCGUUUUGGAGUUGGAGUUGCAGCGUAAAAAAAGAAAAAAGAAAAAAAAAAACCAGGCAACUCUAGAGGCACAUCUGCAAGUUAGGAAGAGGAGGAGAAGAGGAAAGAAGACACAUCUAUAUAUUUUUUUCUUUUUUCGCCUGAGAAGAUUUUUUUUAAAGUCGAGAAUUAGAGGGGAAUUCACCCAGAGAGAAUUAUCCCGUCUCCAUGAGGUCUUGAGGAAUGAACAAUCGUCAUGGAAACCCAGUCCCAGGCCAGUUCAGCAGCUGAGAAGAAGAAGAGGGUGGAGACCAUCGUGGCUACCAAGGGCUCAUUAGCACGAAGUGACAUCAGUGAGAAAGCAGUGGCCUCCAGCACCACCUCAAACGAGGACGAGAGUUCAGGCACGCCUUACCACCGUGAGAGGCGCAACGCCAUCAGCUCUCAGGUCCCGACGCCUGGCGCCCCUGACAGAAGCAUAAAUGAGGAGCCCUCUACGUCUACGGAGGAACGCCCUUCCUUGCUCAAGAAGGAGCAGCACGGUUCCCUGCCACAUCUGGCUGACCAUGCACUUCCAUACCGGGGCACGCUGUUUGCAAUGGACCCCCGCAACGGCUACCUAGACUCGCACUAUCCUGCUCCACAAUUCUUCCCCACCUUCCACCCUCCUGUGCCAAUCGACGACAGACAUACCCAGGGACGGUACAUCUACGAUCCUUCGCCUGUGCCCCCUCUUCACGUGCCUCCUGCUCUGGCGGGCAGUCCAGCUUUCUCCGACAUCUCCCUCAUCCGGAUCUCGCCCCAGCGGAACCCGUCUGUGGGGGCUGAGUCGCCCUUCCACCAUCCACACCCCUACAUCAACCCAUACAUGGACUACAUCCGCUCUCUCCACAGCAGCCCCUCCAUCUCCGUUCUGUCAGCCACCCGGGGCCUCAGCCCUGCAGAUGCCCCUCACACAGGUCUGACCACAGCUGAGUACUACCACCAGAUGGCUCUGCUGGCGGGCCACCGCAGCCCUUACACGUCUGACCUCCUACCGUCAGUGGCAUCCGCCGCUGGGGCUAGCAGUGCCAGCGCCCUGCACAUGGAGUAUCUGCAGGCGAUCGACAGCUCUCGUUUCCCGAGCCCGAGGCUUCCGUCGCGACCCAGCAGGAAACGCCCUCUGCCCAUCUCACCCCUCUCUGAGCACAGCUUUGACCUGCAGACCAUGAUCCGCAACUCGCCCAACUCCCUCGUCACCAUGCUCAACAAUUCCCGCUCCAGCUCGUCUACCAGCGGCUCUUACGGUCACCUCUCGGCUGGGGCCAUCAGCCCAGCAUUAAGUUUCGCCUACCCUCCGACCCCGGUGGCUUUGCAUGUGCACCAGCAGCUGAUGGGCCGUCAGCCGGGCAUUGUUGGCUCUGCCUUUGGCCACAGUCCACCUCUCAUCCACCCAACACCAGCCUUUGCCACCCAGCGACCCAUGCCUGGCAUCCCACCAUCUGGACUCAGUGCCAGCGAGCGCUCAGUCAUCUCCAACGACUCCUCGCAGGCAAAACCAACGAGUGAAUCCGCUGUGAGCAGCACAGGAGACCCGAUGCACCACAAACGUUCCAAAAUGAAACCAGAGGAAGAAUUGCCGAGCCCGGGCGUGGUGAGCAUACAGGACAAUCCCGACGGUAUGACUUUGGUGAAGGAGGAAGGGGACAAGGAUGAGAGCAAACAGGAGCCAGAGGUAGUUUACGAGACAAACUGCCACUGGGAAAACUGCUGCCGUGAGUUUGAUACGCAGGAGCAGCUAGUACAACACAUCAACAAUGACCACAUCCACGGAGAGAAGAAGGAGUUUGUGUGCCGGUGGGAGGAAUGCUCUCGAGAGCAGAAGCCCUUCAAGGCACAGUACAUGCUGGUGGUCCACAUGCGCAGGCAUACUGGGGAAAAACCGCACAAGUGCACAUUUGAAGGCUGCACCAAGGCCUACUCUCGUCUGGAAAACCUGAAGACUCACCUACGCUCCCACACCGGAGAGAAACCGUACGUGUGUGAACACGAAGGCUGCAACAAGGCUUUCUCCAAUGCAUCAGACCGGGCGAAACAUCAGAAUCGAACACACUCAAAUGAGAAACCGUAUGUCUGUAAAAUCCCGGGAUGCACAAAACGCUACACAGAUCCAAGCUCCUUACGGAAGCAUGUUAAGACGGUACACGGGCCGGAGGCGCACAUUACCAAGAAACAGCGGGGCGAUUACCCGCGCCCGCCGCCCCAGCCCCGGGAGCCUGGGGGGAACGGCCAGGGUCGCUCGCCAGGGCAACUUCCGCUGGGCGGGUAUACGGACCAAAGGGAGUACAACCACUCUACCUCAAAACAGGACGAUUGUCUGCAGGUCAAGUCUGUCAAGACAGAGAAGCCCAUGACGUCUCAGCCAAGCCCUGGCGGUCAGUCUACAUGCAGCAGUGACCAGUCCCCCAUCAGCACCUAUCCCAGCAGUGGAGUCCAGCUUGCUGUGAGCGCCGGACGCUCGCCAGGGGAGGGGCUGGAGGAGGACGAAGAGAAAGAGGAAAACGAAGAGGAAGUAGAGGAGGAGUGUGAGGGUGAGCCAGCCCCCAUCAUGGACUCCACUGUCUCCACAGCUACCGCGGCCAUGCUGACCCUCCAGGCGAGGCGAAGUAUCGGCCGCCCUCUGCGAUGGAUGGAGCACAUCAAGAUGGAGAGGCUGAAGCAGGUGAAUGGAGCGCUGCCCAGGCUGGGGCCCCUGUCCCCUACACCGCCCCCCAAAGCUUCUGCAGUACCCAACAUGUUGGGGAAGGGAACCUGUCUGGGCAGGCAGUGGGGGGUGUCUGCCCCUCAGCCACCUGCUCAUGCUGAGCUGGGCAGCACAGAGCUAACAGUGCUCAACUUGCUCAGAGACCGGCGUGACAGCAGCGGCAGCGCCACCAGUUCAGCCUACCUGAGCAGCAGCCGGCGCUCCUCCGGCAUCUCCCCCUGCUUCUCCAGCCGUCGCUCUAGCCAGGCUUCCCAGAGCGAGGGCACGGCAGCAGCCGCCCACCACCGCCGCCACCACAACCUCAGUUCCACCGACUCUUACGACCCCAUCUCCACCGAUGCCUCCCGUCGGUCCAGUGAAGCUAGCCAGUAUGGAGGGGGAUCACGAGGGAUGCUCAAUUUAACCCCAGCCCAGCACUAUCACCUUAAAGCCAAGUAUGCAGCAGCAACAGGUGGCCCGCCUCCUACGCCUCUACCCAACAUGGAGCGCAUGAGCUUGAAGACACGCAUGGCCAUGAUGGAUGAGGGUGGUAGCAACCACUGUUUGCCACCUCUAGUCAGGCCACCUCGCUGCAGUGACGGCACCAGUGGGUACAGCAAUGGCUACACGGGACAUGCAGGUAACAGGAGGAGGGUCUUCUACCCUGGUGAGGGACCACUGAGUGGAAACCGGAGGGCUAGCGACCCAGUGCGGACGCAGGCUCCUGAAACUUGUAGUUUCCCUCCGGUGCAGCGCUUCAGCAGCCUUAAUAACCUCCACCCUCUUCCGCCUCUUGCUCUGCACUGUACGCCUGAGUCUCGAAAUUUGAACCUACAGAACUACACGCACUCAGAAGGCAACCUGCACAGAGGCCUGCAGCACUCGCCAUACACCCCUAGCAUUGCGGAACAAGCGGCCUUAGAAGCUCUGGCAAUGGAGGACAAUGGGGAGGCUGAGCUGUUGCUUGGGGAUGAGGAUAUAUUACCAGAUGAUCUGGUGCAGUAUCUCCACUCCCAAGUUCAGUUGGACAAUGGCUCCCACAUGCACAAUGAGGACCAAAUAGCUUCUAGCCAAAGGGACACCUCCCACCUAUCUAUGGAGGAGAUAGACCAGAUCCAAACUCCGGGGUCAAAUACGGCCUUCCCUGGGUCCCAUAGUCUUCAGCAGCAGCAGCAGCAACAGUUACGAGAGAGGAAGAGCCCCAGUAAACUUCCCAUCCAAUGGAAUGAAGUGAGCUCUGGGAGUGCUGACAAGUGUCCUCCAAGGGAUCAAAACCACCAUUCGCAGUGUAGAAGGUGGCCUAGCACAGAACACGGGCCUGUGUCUGCACCUUUUGGCAGGUUUGGAAACAUGGUUAUUCAGCAGCAAGUACCCGUUGAUUUCCAGAACAGUUGCGCCCAAGCUAAUCAGUCUCAAAGUGCUUGCUGCGUAAACCCUGGAGUGAAGCUAGAGACAUCACCUAACUCCUGCUUGGAAAUGAGAGGUACUGGUCAAAACUCUACAAACAACUUUAAUAGGUCUAAUUUUACACAGAUCAGCAAUGGACCUUUUCCCCAGGGCUUCAGAGAGCAGGCCUCCAACGGAUUUCAAAAACAGAGCCACUUCCAUCAGAAGCACAACAGCAGCUCUUGCCAGGUAGGAAACAACCUAAUCCUUAGCAGAGCCUCCAUGGAUUACCUCCCCAGCCUCUCCCAGGGGUCUGCUCUUCAUCACAAUCGCCCGGUACAUGUUCCUCAUCCACCAAUCAACAGGAACUUGGGCAGAACCCAGCAAUACCUCAGUCCCGGGAGCACCAAUGAAAACGAAUCUUGCGUCACUCAACAAGCACAACUGCAGAGGAGUGGCGAGAGCUGCUCCCUUGCGAAUCAAGUUUCUGGGCUGAAGCUGGAGUCCCAGGAUCAUGGAUACUUAGAGCAGGGCUUUGUUGACUGCCCCUCUUACGAACCAGCAGAUCAUAAGACCUCCACAUUCCAUGUUCUGGAAGAUCAGUGCUUGUUGGACUCCAUAGCUGCAUCUGAGGGACAAGGUGGUGGAAGCGGCAACAGGGUUUCGGUUGCUCUUCUCUCCCCUGGUGCAGAUCAGGUGACCAGCACAGUGGACGGUAGUGUUCCCGGUGUUUUAGAUGAAGGGGUAAGUCUGGACUUCGGUGCCAUGCUGGAGGAUGGCUAUGACCAGGGCAGCUUGGUCUCAGGAGCGUUGAGUCCCUCCGUCUUCCAGGGUCUGUCCAGGACCUCCUCACGCCUCACCACCCCUCGGGCAUCUGCUGCCUUCCACAGUGUGGUCCCUGGCCUAAACAACAUGGCCAUCGGAGAUAUGAGCUCUCUCCUCACCACCCUUGCUGAGGAGAGCAAGUUCUUGGCUAUAAUACAGUAGCUGCUCUCUUUCUCUCUGCUUUCUCCUCCCGUAGAAAAAUAAAGGAAAAGGAAGAGGAAAAACUCUGGUGUAUGUGAAGACAAAGUUAAAAGCGGUAAUUAUGAGAACUUUAUGUACUUAGAAGUGUUCUGAAACAGGCAGUUGCCAAGCCCUUGCUUUUUUAUUUUGUAAAAAUGUCAUCCUACAAAGAAACGGGAUGUGUCAAAAAUUGUGUAUAAAUAAAUAGUUAUAUUCCUUUUCUGGAAUGAAGGCUAUUUUUGGAAGCCCUUCUCUUUGUAAAACUACGUGAUGGUGAGCAAAAGCUCACGCCCUUGAAUCAGUAUUCUGUGUAUUGUUACUGUUUUUGCUGUACGCCCUGUCGGUAAAAAAUAAAAUUAAAAUAAAUGCAUGUACUCAAGUGAAACAUUUAACACUGUCUAUACGAGUGCAUAGACUAGCCCACGUGCCCACGUAUCAGUCGUGCACCGCUCCCACUGGUACAAAGCAAAUGAAUCCAUUGUCAUCAUAGGAAGUGAGACACGGGUCAUGAAUUCAACAGGCCCCGAAAGCAACUUUAUAUAUCAUAGGUUUUAACAAGUGGUAUAUUUACAUUUGUUGUUACGUUUUUGUUUGUACGUUCCUUUUGCGAAGCUGUAAAUGUUUCAGUGCUUCUACCAAGUUUUGCCAAGUGGUGUUUUUCCUCGACACGGUAUCGAGUCCAAAACGCGGACCACACAUCCGAGUCUUCAAGGCGCCGUAGAUUGUUGUCUACUUAAUAUCUAAAUGGCUUGAUUUUGUUAGUCUGGUAAGGUACUCACAAGUGUAUAUAACUGUUUUUAUAUUCUGUUUGUUUUGUUGACGUUGGAUUGCACGGUUGUUCGAAGCUGAUGUGUAAAUGGACUUUCUCUCCUUGAUUUGGUGCUUUUUUUUUUAAAGAAAAACAAAAGAAAUAACAAAAAACGAAAGAUGCUUACAUGGAUUGAUUUGAGUACUUUCUAUGGUUUUGAAUUGUCUUAAUAACUGAUGGCGGUCCACAGCACACAGCGUUUUCCGCUCCCAAUGAAAAGUGCUGUACAGUGACAUGUUUUGUUUUAUAGGAAAUCAUGCGUAUCGUUCUCUCCAAAGCUCUUAAAUUCAGAAUGUGUACUGCCAUUAAGUAUUGCAGUGACUUUGUCAACAGUGUUAGUAUUGCCUUGCAGUCUUGUGUGACUGCACACAGAAUAUCGAGUAGUUUACCUUUUACUCUGCAUCAAAGCAGUGAGGUACAAACUGUUUUAUUGUUUUUUGGUACUUUUUUGGUCAUUUUUGUAGCUGUGCAUUGAUGGUGUUUACUUUCUUUGGUUUUGUUGUGUGUUUUUUUUUUUCUUCUUCAUUUUUUCAAAGAAGUAGAAAUCAUUUCCCUUUGAAAGAAGGAAAUUUCAGAGGUAUGUGCCUUAUAUGUAUCUGCCUGUCAGAAAAGAAAGAGAUCACUGCCAAUCUUCCAUUGUGAAUUAUGAAAAGAAUAAAAAGUAAACAUGUAAAGUGUCUUGUGGGGUCUGAAAAAAAGAGAAAAAUCACAGAACAUUUAUAUAAGAAAAGUCUGGAUAUCAGAAAAGUUGAGAUUUGCGAAAUGCAUUCUACUUUUCUUUUUUUUUUUCCGUUGUUGUUUUUACAUUUAUUGU